CGCACUCGCACGCACAGGCGCAGACGGCGGAAAUGAAGCGAAGGCCGGGCCACCCGCCCAGAAAAGGCUCUGGGUUGGGUGCGGAGCAGUCCCUUAGGAGGGCACGCCGGGCCAGAGCCCCGCUCCGGCCCUACCUUCCCUGCGGAGGUUCCUCGCAGAUCCCCGGGGACAGUGCCCGCCCGUUUCUACGCACCCACUGGGCGCGAGGGUCAGAGACCCACCCGCUUCCCAGCCCUGGCCACGCAUUCUCAAGAGGCAGCCGCGGGGACGGGCCAAGCGGGCAGGUACGAUCAUGCUCCCCGUCCCCGAGGUAUUUGAGCGCCCUCAACAAAGGCGACAUGGGAAGCCCCUCCCGUCGGGGUGGCCGUCACAAUCUCGGCUGGCGACGCGAGGACUUCCGAGGGAAGGGGCGAACGCAGAGGGACUCAGGUGUUCUCACUGGGACUUCACCCUCACUUGCAGACCCCUAUCCCGGCUGCUUUGCGCUGACUGCGAGAGCGGGUCAAUCGCGGGCGACUUCCCAGAGUUCUGUCCCUCUAAGGGAUUCGCUAAAGUGCCUGUGUGUAAUGAGAAGGCAAGGAUCAGCCUUAGAGCUCGAGGGAGGACUCAGCCUUUUCAACUGUGUGGAACCUAAAAGGUUGGAACAACUAGAAACAGCGUCCAGAGGCGGAAGCCGAAGAACGGGAAUUGCCUCGGGACGCUGGCUAUGUCUCUUGCCAUUUGAACCUUUCACUUGCUCGGCAUCUCACCCAGACCCCCCAAUAAGUGACUUUUUUAUGGACAGUUGAUGUUAAGCUUUGGUAAGCCGGGAACAGGACACUAAACCGAAGUCCUCUCGCACCUAAGUCCACUAGAGGGCAGGGCUACACCUGCUGAGUUCGACCGCGCCCUCCACAAAGAACUGUAAAGACCGCAGCAGUCCUCCCUUGUGUGCAAGAGGUAUUUUUCUCCAUCAAAACGUACUCUCAUUAAAAAGCUUGCCCUUUAUCUCAGGUUCUGUAACACUUCCGGAUAUGUUCUCUGACCACAUGUUCAACGUCAAAAUAAACAAAUGGACC
This is a messenger RNA of Lutra lutra (Eurasian river otter), 1058 nucleotides long. RefSeq lists its product as uncharacterized. Lineage: Eukaryota; Metazoa; Chordata; Mammalia; Carnivora; Mustelidae. The transcript is spliced from 2 exons. The coding region runs from base 33 to 788 and encodes 251 amino acids. The record is from RefSeq and is a predicted model, not a curated record.